Salarias fasciatus (jewelled blenny) is the source of this 3964-nucleotide messenger RNA. Its product is annotated as B-cell linker protein-like. The record is from RefSeq and is a predicted model, not a curated record. Gene Ontology annotation, biological process: intracellular signal transduction; cell surface receptor protein tyrosine kinase signaling pathway. Lineage: Eukaryota; Metazoa; Chordata; Actinopteri; Blenniiformes; Blenniidae. The coding region runs from base 97 to 1629 and encodes 510 amino acids. The transcript is spliced from 24 exons.
UGUGUGUACUUCUCCCUGCUGUGGCUGCAGUGUGUGAGACGCGUCACUUCAUUACUGUUCAUCCAAAAGGCUCAGGGCUUCCCCGUCGAGGCAGAGAUGAACCUGCCGUCCAGAGAAGAGUGCGAGGCCUGGGAUCAGGCACAGGUGGCCUUCUUCAUGUGCAAGAAUAAAAUGCCAGAAUGUGCAGUCGUUGUGAACAGACUGAGAAUUAAUGGACACAGACUUCUGAACCUGUCCGAGAGCGACAUUAGCAAGUUCAGUCUCAUCCACCAGCCGCAGCUGCAGAAGCUCGUUCAAGACAUCAAGAAAAAUGACGGCAGCCUUCUGAACAGACUCAAACGGCUGAAGAGCAAACCACGUCCAAAUGUGCCGGCAAGAGACUACCAAGAUGACAACAGGGAGAGCGAUGAUCAACUGUCCGAACCCGAUUACGACAAUGAUAUGUAUGAGUGUCCUCGUGAGGAUGACAGCUACGAGCCUCCUCCGAGUCACAGAGUCUUCCCCUCAACUCCUUUUGGAUCCUUUCCCAGAGGGGAAUACAUCGACAGCUGCCGUACCCGACCCAGCCAGCCCCCCAGGAAGCCCGCUCGCCCGGGUAAACAGUCCAAACAGCUACCAGCCGAGCCCACGCCGGACGGCAGCGACGAAGAAGAUUACGUCGAUCCAGAUGCUAAUACAGACGAUGACAACUAUGUAGAACCAGCGGAGAACCCACCUGCCAGUCGUUUGUCUCACAGUGGGAGCAGAGCGAGAAGAGACCUCCCCAUGUUGCCUCCACAUGUACCAGAGCGUCAGCCCAGUCCUGAAUUUUAUGAAAUGCCUGACAGCAAGGAGAACUCCUCCACAUCUUCACUGAACAGACUGUAUCCAAUCCCGCCGAUGCAGCCGCAUCCUUUACCACCAAAACCCAGCCCAAGGGGGAAUAUGAGAUCUCAUUCGCCUAUCCAGACGCCAACAUGUGACGAUGAAUAUGAAGUCUGUGAUCCAGAUGACGCCCCCAGCGAUAAACCAGCAGAGGGUCUUCCUCCUCCACGUUUCCUAAAGCCUUUACCCAGACCGAGAUCUCCAAAGCCACCUGUAGGACCGAAGCCUGAAGUAAAACCAAAGGGUGAAAGCAGAACAUUGCCUUUGGACCACACUCACCACAAACUUCCCCCAAAACCUUUCACACUGGACUUGAAACGACCAAAAGUACCCUUCCCACAGACAGCUUCUCUCAAGCCUGAGAGAGGAAGCGUUACCACAGAAAGUGGGCCAACAGACCAAGACAUGGAUGCAGACAUCUUCAGGAGACCCUGGUUUGCCAACACGUGCGAUCGCAAGACUGCAGAUGAUGCGUUGUAUCGCUCAAACAAAGACGGAGCGUUUAUGGUGAGAAAGAGCUCCGGUCAGGAUGCACAGCAGCCCUACACAUUAGUGGUGUUUUACAACUGCAGAGUGUACAACAUCCCAAUCCGCUUUAUACCCAGCACUCAGCAGUACGCUCUGGGAAGAGAGAAGAAAGGAGAGGAGUUUUUCAGCAGUGUCUCCCACAUCAUUGAGCACCACCAGAGGAACCCGCUGGUGCUGAUCGACGGUCAAAGCAACGCCAAGGACGCCACCAGGCUGUGCUACCCCGUGAAGCCCUAGAAGACUCUGUAGCUCACAGUGAAGCGGUCGGAGAGGCGCAGCGCCGAUCCUCUCAGAGAGCCGACCACCAGACGGCUCUGCGCUGAAGGGGCUGUUCUUCCGCCAUGCAGACUCUGAUAGACGCAACAAUCGAUGGCUUGGAUUGGACUUGUAGAGAGUAUAAGGCUUCAGCGGCGAUCCACACCGAGGGGCGGCUGACACGGUGCGAGGUGCCCGCCACACCGUUUGGAGCACCUUCGGAUUGGAUGGCAUCACCAAACUUCAGCACUGACAGUGGGUUUAGAAGAAAAUCUGCUUUAUUAAAAGAGGCUCAGCCGGCAAUGUUGACUGUGAAUUUAGCUCCAUUUUAACUUAGAUUUUGUCAGAUUUGUAUUAUUUUUAGAGAAAAAAAAAUCCAUUGGGUUCAUCCCCCCCUGAGGAGCCCCUCUUCAAAACUUCUGGUACCAACACAAUUUAUCUCUGUGUGAUUUUUUUUACCUAAAUGUAGAUAUGAAUUACUCACUACUACAUCUUUUGUUGUCAUCUCUGUGUAAACAAACAUCGUUUUCAAAAGGUUUAAUUGACCAAAAUCUGUGGUGCUGGUUCAGAUGGCUAACUGAGUUCAUUCACAUCCAACAUUUUUGGUCCAGUUGGGAAACAAACAAACAAAAAAAAAAAAAACUUUUGAUCAAACUAAUGUAGUUCGGCUGAAGUCUGAGCAAAACACAGACCACAGACCUCAUCAGGGGUUAAGUACUGAGAGUGACAGACUUCACACUGAUGGCAAACGACUUCCUGCCAAUGUUUUUAACUCCUUUCACAGGCUGUACGUGAGAUUUUUUUCAUUAUUUUUCUUUUUAUGGGGCCGUGUCGAAUUGAGAAAGUUCUUUUUCAGAAGCCACGGCACUCCACAGUGAAACAAAACAAUUGAGCUUUUAAACAAAUGUCACUAAAUGAAAUACUGACACAAAUACAUAAUACCUGGGAAUUAGAAGAGAUUAGACUGUGAGUGCAUAAAUUACUCUAUGAAUCUGAAAGCUCUCUGUUCCAGUUCAGUUGAAACUUUAGGAACAACAGAACUGCUUUUGCCUUUUUAUUGUUUCCAUAGGAUAAAUCUGUCGAUGAUGAUAGCUAAUGAAAAUUCCAUUACAAUAAUUUCACGUCCAUUGAGUUGUAUUUAACUCAUCACUUCAAUAUUGAGUCAUAACAGCUUUAAGUGUUUUCGUCCAACGUGCCAAAUUCUAGUGUGAGCACCAAGGAAACUGGACUGAGAAGGAAUUUUUAAGGUUCUGUCGUUUUUAUCCAGACAAACCCCAUGUGAACACUUGUACAAAUAUGAAACCAGGCACCUUAUGAAAAGACUGUGUUUUUACUGGUCACGUGGGUGAGGAUGUUUCUACACUGUACAUUGAGAAUUGUGCCAUAAAACCAAUUUUUUUGCUUUGUUUUUGUUCUGAUGUUUAACUCGAUGACUUGUGUCAUAUAACAUCCUGAUGACUUAGGUCCCUGACCAAGCUGUCGUAAUGCAAAUAUACUUGUGGGCACUUUGAUGAAGAGCAAAGCUCGAUUUCUCUGUGUUCUGGUGUUUGAUUGCUACUUUCAUCUCAAGUGGACUUGGCUGGUAAAAAAAUAGUGCCAAAAUAACAUUUAAAUUUAAACUGAAAAGCUUCUUUGUUGAGGCGCAGAGCAGACUUGAUGAAAAUUUCUAUAUUUUCACAAAAAACCACAAGAAUUACCACAGAAAAUUAGCACAAUCUCAACAUAAUGCCAACUUUAACCAUACCUUCUGAUACAAAAUAGUAAAGUGCCUCUAACUCACCUGAUAACAAUGAGACAGCUAGAAUUCAUCCCAAAUUCAUAGUAGCUAGAGGAUAUGAAUGAAACUGUUCAUCUCAAUAAGCCAUAUGUUAAGUAAACUAUAAAAAAAAACAGUCAACACUUUGCUCAAGGAUCACUCAAAAUAAAAAAAAAUUAAUAAAUAAACAUUGCAUAAUUUACCACUAUGUGGUAGAAGAUCCUCAAUAAAAUGAUUUUCCAUGUGGAAGCAGCAGCCAGACUGAAGCGCCGCUCCUCCAGACACAACAAUGAAAUCACAGCCGACCACAUGACCCAGAUCUCGCAGGUUCAGACUCAUCCCAGAUGCAAAGCAGCAGCAGAGCGCCGAACGCCGUGCACGACUCAAGUACCACCCACUCACAAGACACUUGAAACUCAUGUUUUAUUAAAAUGUUUUUUUUCUUAAUGCUCAGUCAAUAAACAGUGUAUUAAAAUGAAUACGAGGAAUGAGACAGUGUUGCAGUAGCAGAAGGAAGCAGGCGGACAGAUAAUGCGUUGUACAGCAAUACUUUGAAAAGUG